AUGUUCGAGGACGUGAUCACUGCGCCUGCAUCAGCAGAUGGGAAGAUCAAGGCCAAGAAACUCGCCAACCAGACCGCGCCGAAGGAGGGUAAGCUCUGCGAUCUUUGGUCGGCGUUCAAAGAGCUCACCAAGCUGUACAUGGCUCACCACUCUAUCGCCAAGUGGCAAAGGCACUGCCACGGGCGUUGCUUGGAGACGUUUCAGGACGGUGACCUUGUCAUCGAGACCGACUUUGCCGAGAAGUACACCCACCAAUCCUUCAUCUACAUGAUGAUGCCGGUUUACCCGCAGACAACGCUCAUGGUGGCCAUCGUGCACUUCAACCCGCAGACGCACGUGGGGGGUGGCAGGGUGCACGUGACGGAAACAUGGAUCGUUGCAUCUGAAGACAUGGCGCAUAACUGCGAUUUCCACCUGCACGGCUUGGCCAGGAUGGCGGACUACUACCUGCGAUGGGAGCGUAGCAACAGCUGCCGCCCGGAAAGAAGGCCGGACGCCCGGGAUUCACAUGUUCACGGAUGGAUGCGGGAAGCAGUAUAAGGGAAGGCGGAAUUUCCGCUUCUUGGCCGACAGCGUGCGGCAAAUCGGCUUCUUCAUCAACCACCACUUCGCGGCCGCAUCUCACUUCAAAGGUUACCAUGAUGGGGUCGGCGGAGUGGGAAAGAACGCC
Messenger RNA from Ectocarpus sp. CCAP 1310/34, 670 nucleotides. NCBI's taxonomy places the organism in Eukaryota, Phaeophyceae, Ectocarpales, Ectocarpaceae. The record is from the annotation of a GenBank genome assembly.